Perca fluviatilis (European perch) is the source of this 1274-nucleotide messenger RNA. RefSeq lists its product as uncharacterized. Lineage: Eukaryota; Metazoa; Chordata; Actinopteri; Perciformes; Percidae. The coding region runs from base 143 to 835 and encodes 230 amino acids. The record is from RefSeq and is a predicted model, not a curated record. The transcript is spliced from 5 exons.
UUGCUGUGUGCUGCUGCCCAUCUACACAAUUAUCAGCCUGGGAAAGUUUAAGCAUAUUAAGACUUCUGCCGCCAAAGGUAAACAUUGAGCAGCUGUAUACAAUGACAACAUGUAGAGUGUCUGGGGAGUUCAGUUGUCUUGGAUGCAGUCUCACUUCAGUCAGCCAGAGAAGCAGAGAGGACAGGACCAACACCCAGCUGAGAGAAACCCGACAUCCUCACUUCGACCUCAGGAGUUCCAGUGGAGGACCCACAUGGCAGCCCUGGCAGCUCUUUGCUUGCUGCUGGUGUUUCCACUGAGCAGCACCCAGAGCACCCUGCGGUCUGAGCAGGGGAUCAAUGCCCAUCAGGCCCCGGCAGCGCCGCCGCCGCCUCCUCCUCCACCACCACCACACAUACGGGACCUAUUCAGAAAAGAGGAAACCACUCAUUUAAAUGCAAUGCAGACGUAUGCCCAUGUAGACCAAGAUAAUGCCAAAGUGGGUCUCUUCAUCGCUGCUGCCAUGGGAACCUUCGUUCUGAUGGCUGCAGUGUACUGUAUCUACAACAAGUUCUACACCAAACAUCAGUACCUGCACACCCAUCUUAACGACGACUCAGAUUUAACUACAGACCCCAGUGGCCCUCCCCCUGUGUUUUUCCACGGCUCUUCUGGCUCCAGUGCGGUAGAUGUGCAGAGAGCUGGUUAUGGCUCGCUCUCAGACACUCCAUCCAUCAUCUCUAUGCCACCCAGCCUGUCCCCUCCUCCCUGUGCCAUGCCCUUCCCUCCCCUCUUCCUCUCCUCUCAAUCUCUGAGAACUAUAUCAGCCAAGGAUCUGGAGAAGAGCUGUAUCUGAUACUGAGACUUUUGAAUGACAGUAAAAAAAAAGUAGUUAUUUGAAUGUGCACAUUGUUUUUCAAUACCUAUACACAUCAGUUUUAUUUUUUGCAGGCAAAUGGAUUAGCACAUACAGCCCUACAGUAGGACACAACAGUAGGAAAAUGCAGAAGAAUUAAUUUUUUUUAGCAACAUUUGGUGGUAGUCCUGUGCUGUGAUAGCAGAAGUAUCUCAUCCACCUGCUGCAAUUGCCAAAUCUGUCAGUUACCAUUGUCCACCAUAGACCCCCUGACCUAUUGCCCCUUCACUGCCCAUAACCACCACCAAAUAUGCCUCAAACAUUUGCCUGUGCAUCACAACCAUUGCUAUAGUCAUUAACUAGAUCUUUCCUGCACCUUAUCAAAUACUACCCAUCCUUUCAGUAGAUGUCCAGUAUGGAACAAGAAACAAUAAACUGU